This is a messenger RNA of Stegostoma tigrinum, 5509 nucleotides long. RefSeq names its product mucin-2-like. The record is from RefSeq and is a predicted model, not a curated record. The transcript is spliced from 9 exons. Bases 851 to 1735 code for a protein of 294 amino acids. Gene Ontology annotation, cellular component: late endosome; Golgi apparatus; early endosome. Lineage: Eukaryota; Metazoa; Chordata; Chondrichthyes; Orectolobiformes; Stegostomatidae.
GCCUGGAGCUUUGGAUUACCAUUCGAGUGGCAUUACUGUAAUGCCACUGCCUCCCAAAUGCUUUGCCUUUUUAUCUUUCCUGUCAAAGUGAAAAAUUUCAUAUACACAAUUGCUAGAGGUGGAAGGCUAUGGAUCUUCAUCCAACUCAUCUGCAGUUCUAAAACUGAUGGCUGAGGAUUAUCAGACUGCUAUUUUGUUGUUUGAGAUGGAAAGUUGAGUGCUGUCGGGGUCAGUUUUUAAAAACCUAUCCAGCCUAACUGAGUCAGAUAAUGAGAAAAACGAGCUGAAUGAACCAGAAUUUGCCCAGGAGUGAUGCUGUCGGACCGGUUGAAUGACCCAUGUCCCAACAUAGUCAUGAAGUGUGAAACAGACCCUUUGGUCCAACUAGUCCAUGCCAACUAUAUUCCCAAAAUUCUGUAUAGCAAGAAAUACAGAAGAAUACAAGAGGGCCCGUGCUUUCAACUGUUUCCUUACUGGUUCCAUCAGACUGGAAAACAGAUAAUAACUUCGUAUUCAAGAAGGGGAGAGGGGUGGAAGACAAACUGUAGAUCAGUUAACUUGACGUCUGCCAUGGAAAGAUGUUCAAAACAUUCAUUAAAGAGGUCAUACUUGGAUACUUACAAAAGCUCAAGAUCCGCUCAGUGGAGAUAUGGCGCAGAUUGGAAUCGAUAUGAUGAGAUGUAUGAAAAAAUGCAUUGUUGAGGAAUUUUAAUAGAAGGCGUAUGCAUGAGUCAUUCGAGUUUAAGUUGCUCUUUCCAGAUCUCACGACCUGGUCUUAAGUUUUCUUUUAACUGAACGACUGGAUUGAUUUUGUGGGCAAACCGAAACUACCUAAAUAAUCUGAGAAACAAUGUGGGCGAAGUUCGUGCUAAUUUUAUGUCACCAUUUUAUUCUUUCCUUGGCAACUAAUAGCCCGGCUCCGCACGGAACAGAGCAAAGUAGUUUUGCAACUACAUUUCUGCCAGAAAAUUCGUCUACCACUUUUAGCACCCACACGUCUCUCACCACAAACUUACAAAACGCAACAGCAACCAGUCCAAUAACAGAUGUACAAACAUACCCUCUAUCUUCCUCCGCUCCGAUUGCCUUGACAAACACAAGUCACGUGACGAGCACGGUAGUUGAUAACUCAUCAUUAAACACCACUUCUCAACGCUUCUCCCCACAGCUUAGCACUACAACCGUAUUACCGACAGCAGCUCCCAAUAUCACUUUGAAUAGUUCAGACAUAGCGACCAGUUAUUCACUUAUAACAAGUAGCUCAUCUCAGACUGAUAAUACAACUGAUGUAAAUAGUACAAUAUACAGUCCUAGGACAAAUAACAUGACCCACACGACUUCACUUUAUCCUGUUGACACCAACAGUUCUUUCACAAGUUUGGAAGCAACCUCUCUUCCAAAUAGUACACAGCAUAAAGAGUUCACCACGAUGAAAGUCUCUACUAUCACCUUUACAACACCAGAUGCUUUCACCACCAUUCUGUCAUCUUCAAACCCAACCUCUUUGCCAAACACCAGUACCAUGACCAACAACACAGAACGUCAGGAUAGAAUUGAGUCUCCAAGCAAAGCAGGAACAGCUAUAACUGUUAUAGCAUGCUUGCUUGUUGUCUUCGCUAUAGUCGGGUUGGUGAUAUAUUUAAAGAAACGGAGAGUGUUCUAUAGCCGCCUAGAGGAAGACUACACAACUGGAUCUUGGAGCAAUUACAACAAUCCUGUGUUUGAAGAUUUAUGACAGCAGUCUUUUAAAUCGUUACCUUUAUGUACAUGAGGGAUUAAGCCACAAAUGUAUAUAAAGCAUUUCCUUGAAAACAAUAUCAAAUUCAGAAUGCUGGAAAACAAGGUGAAAUUAGUCUUAGGUGCUGUCAAAAAUUGGCAAAUGUAAUGCAGUAACCAAUUUUACAACUCAUUCAAUUUCUUUUCCCGGUUAGCUGUUUUGAGUUACUCCCCAAGUCCAAUUUUGCACUCUAGUGCUCAAUGGCUUUUUUUCAACUCAAGGGAUCUAUUCGAGGUUUUUGCCCCACAAUUUUUAACUUGACAGCAUCAAUAGCACUUGAUCAAGCUAUUAAAUUACUGUGGUAUAUAGCAACUGCAACCUGAGCUAAUGUUUUAUAUGUUUUAUAUUGCAGACUUGUCUUUGCAAAUCUUGUCAACAUUUUGUUUAAACUUGCUUAAGAUAGAUGUUGGCUGCAUAGUUAAAAUGUACUUUAUUUUCUGCUGAUCUAAAUAAUGUUAAUAUUCAAGCUUUGCUAUUAUAACUACCCCAUAUAGUUAUUGAUACAUACCUACAACAAAUUUGACUGGAAUAUGACUAGCAUGUCGAAAAGUAGCUUCUGGCCCUAACAGGAAUCUUUUGUGUUAUAGUAGUCAACUGAGGUAUCAAAGAUACAACUGAAAAGAUAAACACUUUGUGGCCAACCUCGGAUGCCCAGUAUUUACCACAAAGUUUAUUUAAAUAGAGGGACCUUGAUUUCAUGUUGACUUGACUUAACUUAUUAUUGAUGCAUGAUUGUAACAUUGGUCAAGUUACCUUAGAUUUGACCUAGAAUAGUUAAAGUAGAUUUCAGACUACGGCAAAAGCUAUUUUUGAAUAAAGCUAAAGUCCUUAAUGAAUGAAAAUACCUCAACCAAGACACAUUAUUAAACUGUAAAAACGAUCAGGAAAAAGAUGUAGACGUUUUGAUUAUUUAUUUAUGCAGAAAAGGGACACAUGAUAAUGCUUCCUGUCAAGCAUUGUGAAUAAUCAUAACCUGUCCUACCUUUUCUAGAUUGCCUGUGCAAUAUGAAGAAGGAAGAUAGUUGGUGUUUUUACUGUGGAGAAUGCCAAAUAUGACUUUGUAUCUAUGAUGUCGUGAUUGGGCGCAUUGCUUGCUUCAGAAUUUUAGGGAAUCUCAAAUUAUAUUCCAAUUUGUAUCUAGUGUAAAAAUAAAACACACGGUUAAUGGUGGUUUUGAGACUUUUAUCCAGUAAGGCAUUACAUGUAAUAAUGGUUGAAUGUUAUCUAUUAACUUAGAUUUGAUCAUGUUAUUAUCCAUUUUCCUGAGAUUAUUGCUCAGAUAGACCCAGUACAUUUUGAAUGAUUAUUUUGGAACAAUGUUGGCACAGGUUCAGAUUUUAUUUUGCCCUACACUUGUCAGCCAAACAUGGAAGAAGAACAAUCUACUUUUUUGCUCAAGAAUCUAACAAUUCUACCUUAUCUUAGUUGACCGUUGGUGCUUAACAUGAACUGGUGAGAUAAGGGAUCAACAGACAAAUCUAUUUAUUCCUCUAUACCUGCUGGAAAGAUAGGAACAGAAUAGAUUUUGCUCCCCAGGUGUAAAAAGUAAACAAUUUCUUAAUUGUUUCUGGAGACGGUAAGAUCCAUAGAUGCUGCAGUCUGAGAUAACAAGAUGUGGAGCAGGAGGAACACAGCAGGACAGGCAGCAUCAGAGGAGCAGGAAAGUUGACAUUUCGGGUUGGGACCCUUCUUUAGAAAUAGGGAGGAGGAAGACAUCUCAGAAAUAACUAGAGAGAGAAGGGGGUGGGGCUGGGCAAGGUAGGUGGGACUGUUGAUAGGCAUUACAAAUAUUGUUUGUAUAUUAUUUUACACACUGGCUUAGCUUGGCAACCUACCGAUGGUUAGACCAAGCCAUUUUCCAAGAAGAAUAUAAUUGUAGUUUUGAAUAAUGACAAAGCAGUUACACAUGGUUCUUUGUGAAUAAAAUUACAAAUCUAAUAAUUAUAAGGAAAUUGCUAAACAAUAUUGUUAAUGUUCAACAAUGAAAAUUUUAUUUUAUUUAUUAAAGAUGAUUGUACCCUAAAAUUUUUAAUGUAAUUUUUCAAUAAGCAGCCUAAAAUUCCAAUUAUUUUCCAAUUUCUGGCCCCCAAAUGAGAAUUUUGAUUGGCCAAGGUUUUUAGUUGCUUUGUAAGCAAAUAAGUUCAGUGUUCUUCCCAGUAGGCUAGUUCCCAUAUGAUAGUGAUGGGCAAGCAAUCAGGCAGCAUGCAUUUCUUUAUGCCCAUUGAGGCCCUGAAAUGGCCAAAUAGUAGACUUAUAAGGGGUCUUUCCACCUCUGCAGCAAUUUUAUGUGUGCCAAGUAAAAGGCAGAGCAAGUCAGGUAGCCUGACAGCUUUCACUGCAUGUGUUGCUAUCAGGAAACUAAGAACGGGAACCAUCUGGGGGAGAGUACCCUAUGCCGACCACAGGAACAUCCUGCCCAAAAACUGUACCACACUCUCUCUGCCGAUUCAUCAACCCUGACACCACAAUUCUCUUUUCCCCACCUCACCACUGUCUGCCCACUCGGUCCACCCAAAAUCCCAGAUUUACCUUUUUCUGAGUCUGGACUCCUUGAUUACCCCUUGGGAACUGACUGUUGUUUCAGCAAUGGCUGCCACACCAUUCUGGUACUGCUGGGAAUACAGAAGUGUUGGCCAAGCUGGCUGACAGUUCUCAAUGAUGGGACCUCCUCCAAACUGGAACAAGAAUACCCAUUCUGAAACAACUAAACCAGCUUCUGGUCAAAGGGGCUUCAGGUGAGUAGGCUGACUAUAAAUUUUGCAUUUGGUCGGGGUGUUGGGGGAUGAAUUUGGAAACGUGGAACACCACACUAUCCAGCGCUACAAGGGAGCAUACAUGUCAUUGACAAUUCACCUUCCAACUAAUUGUCAUUACUGUGUGAUUAUGUAUAUCUAUUUGUAAGAACAAUAAAUUCUUCCUGAAAAGUGGAUAUCGAAUCUCGCAAAGUGGAUUUUGGACUUCAUAGGUGUUUCCCGGUUUAUUCAGUAUGGCCAAGACGCCAAACAGGGUGAUAUGUCAUCACAACACGAAUCACAAAGGGUAAUAUUAAGAAUUCAAUGCCUCUGAGAAAAACAGACACUGGAAGGACACCAUAUGAAAUCCCAGCAUAACUGACAGUGUUUCUGCAUAGUUAACAUAGCAAAUAUUUUGUUUCAUUUGUGAUAACAGCUUUGAGAGAUAUUAUUUUCUCAAAUCUCCAAGAACAAUUUGAAGAGACACCAUUAGAGACAGAUUUUUCAAUGGGGAGACUGCUUUAUUUAAUCAUGUUACCAAGGGCCACAAACUGCAGUGACACAAAAGCAAAAUGAAGGAUCCUCAAAAAGCAUUCCUUCUAGUUUUCUUACUGGCUGCAUGGGUCUGUAAAGCCCCUAUGUGGCAGCAACUUUCGGAAUGGGAAGUCAAUGUAGCAUUUGGCGAACCAAUGUUGAUUGUUUUGCACAGAACAUUGGAAUGGUUACAAUGCACACAACCAUGCAGCUUAGAGUGAAGGCUGCCUUCCACUUUCUGUCAAUACCUGUUUGGUUCGUUCACCUGAAGGAGAAAUAUCCAACUGUGGAACUACAAAAGCCAUCACAGCUGCUGAAUCCAGUUUUUAAACACCUUCACGUCAGAAAGUGACAUCUUCAAGCAAGCAACAGACCUGCAAUGACAAAUGAAUGAUGCUACUUUCAUCCUUAUAAGUAGCUUUUUUUCUCUGUACCUACUUUUAAUCUUUGUAUCCCUGUGUUUUAG